CUAAAAUUUCAUUAUUUCUAGUUAAAUACAAUGAAGCCAGAUCAAAGUACAAAAAUAUGGAAGAUAGUGAAAAACUUAAAUGCAUUUUAAAGUUUUUAGAAGUUAUACCUGGACAAAAAUUAAACUUAGAACAGUACAAAAAAGCUAAAGACGUUUUAAAUCAACAAGAAAUGAAAAUAAUAGAUGAAUAUGAGGAAAAACCAAAAAAAAUGACACCAUACAAUUACUUUAUUAAGAAUUAUUUUAAAGACAUGAAGAAUAGAGGAACUGAAUUGAACGGCGCAAUGAUAUUAAAACAUGCAGUAGAAGCUUGGAAGCAAUUGCCUGAAUAUGAGAAGCAAAAAUAUCAGGAACAAGCUGGACAGCUAAAAAUUCAAUACGACGAAGACCUUAAACAUUUUAUUGACACACUUCCACAAGAUCGAAAAGAUGAGGUAAUAACUGAACGUAAAAGAAAAAAGAAAGCAAACAUUAAGGAAGAUAAUAAAAAGCAAAAAACUUUGGAUAAUUAUAUAAUAGAUGAGGCUGGUGCUGAUGUCAAAAAAGAUACUACACCACAAAAAACAACCAGUACAAAACAUAAAACAUUAAAAUCUAAAUUGAUUACAUCUGAAACUGAUAAAGGAAAUAGAAAGGAAAAAAAUGCAAUCAAAAAAUCUGAGGUAAAAAAUAACUCGCAAGACAAAAAUUUCUUGAAUAAUAAUGCCGCUGACGUUAAAAAUUCUUCAUCUACAAAAAAAAACAAAAAAAAGAAAGAUGAAAAUUUGAUUAAUUUUGAAGAAGAGGAAACUGUUCAAAAACCUUCGUUUAAUUUAAAAAAACCACCAGAGUCACUAUACAAGUUUUAUGCGCUCAACGUUUUCAGUGGUCCUAAGGCUUCAGCUAAAUAUAAUUACAAGCGGUUGACAAAAGAAGAAAGAAAGCAGUUGGUAGAAAAACAUAAAAAAGCCGAAGAAAAAUUUUUAAAAAAGUUCAAAAAAUAUUUAAAUACAUUGUCUGUUGAAGAGAUGCAAAAUAUUCAAGCGAAAAUCAACUUGGAAGACGAAGAUAUAUCGGACAUUACGGAAUCAUCUGAUUGGUCUGAGGAAUCUAUUGAAUAAAUAUCUUAUGUAUCUUUACAUAUUUUAUAUAUAAACUUACGUACAUAUUGUAUGUACUUUUUGUGUAAAAUAAAUUUUAAAAAUAAGUAUUGUAAAUAACGAAAAUUUAUCCACCUAGGUACUCAAAAAAUUUUGUCCUUUUCUAAGCAAGCUAAUAUUUCAGUAACUAACCCAAACCUGUGUGCAGUAACAAUACAUCCAUUGCUAGUUUUUUUAGUCUUCGUUUACAAUAUAUUUUAUGUACAAUUUUAAUUCUUAUUUGAUGAACAUAAAUGUAUAUUCCUUAUUGAAUUAUUAGAUAAAGCAACUUGUUGCAAGUCCAGACUGCCACUAAAAAAAUUUUUCCUCCCAAAAUUGAGUUUUUUUAC
This is a messenger RNA of Condylostylus longicornis, 1468 nucleotides long. Its product is annotated as high mobility group protein B3-like. The record is from RefSeq and is a predicted model, not a curated record. The transcript is spliced from 6 exons. Bases 57 to 1100 code for a protein of 347 amino acids. NCBI's taxonomy places the organism in Eukaryota, Metazoa, Arthropoda, Insecta, Diptera, Dolichopodidae.